UACAAACACUCUGUCAUCAGGACAUCAUGCCGAGAAUGCACUCUGAAGUCAGACAAUCUCCAUCGAUCUUCGUAUGAUUAAUUGCUCAAAUCUCCGCUAGCGCUAUGAAACUCCGCUAGCGUGCUGGGGACCCCACAACCCCCGUCAUUCAGACUGCGAUCUCCGAAACUCUGCGAUAUAGCAAGUUCGCCGUUAGCGGCCUUUGGUGACAUGCAGGCGGAGUUGUGCGGUCGCUAGUUGGAGUAAUCCUAAGCAUGAGGAAGGGCAAACCAGCAAGCGGUAUAAAAUGGGCUUGACAUCUGGAGCAUUGAAGUAUCAUCAACAUUCCGCUCGCGAUCCCUACAUCUACCAACGCAAAAUGUCGGCACAACAAGAGUCUCUCAGCCACUGGGUCACCAAACUCAACGAUACUCUAUUCAUCCAGCCCAACGAUGAACUUGCUCUCGAGGCCAUCAACGAUCAGGUCGAUCAAAGUCUUGUGACCAAAAUCAAUCACGAAGUCUACAAUUACGACCAAUUCAAACAAGGCCUACAGUACGUUCGUAGCACUUGCACCUCGAUCCAAGACGAGUUUUCCAUUGUACUGCAGUGGGAGAACAAGGAGAAGCCAGAUGGUGUGGUAGCGGUUCUAAGCAAGUGGAGGACCAAAGAUAAGGCGUCGGGCAAGGAGACUACAAAGUCUAAUGUGAUUCUUUGGGAGGUCAGAUGGAUCGAUGGGAAGCGCAAGCUUACAGGCCAAACAGAAGUCGAAGUCGCAUGAAAGGGAAACUCAAAUCUUACGUGGACGGCUACACCAGCAUAGCCUGGUCAAAAUCGACACCACUU
Alternaria alternata is the source of this 825-nucleotide messenger RNA. RefSeq lists its product as hypothetical. NCBI's taxonomy places the organism in Eukaryota, Fungi, Ascomycota, Dothideomycetes, Pleosporales, Pleosporaceae. The record is from RefSeq and is a predicted model, not a curated record. The coding region runs from base 287 to 760 and encodes 157 amino acids. The transcript has 4 exons.